AUGCACAACUUGGUUAAAGCAAAUGCUUGGGUAGUUCUAAGACUACCUUCCGAUAACCUCAAAGUCUUACAAGUUGUUCCAAAUACUCCAAUAUCAUUGGGAAAAUAUGGUACCUUUCCAAGCAACCUCAUAAUUGAUCGCCCGUACAAUCUUAAAUACGAACUUGUCGAUAGACAAAAAGAUCAAAAAUACUCGGACUUGAGGAUCGUACCAGCGUCUGAAAUCCAUGCCGACACAAUAGCAGAGGAAGAUGCAGCGGCAAACCCUGUUUCGGAUGAUAAUGUAAUAAUUGGAGGAGAUGGUGUCGAAUUCGAACUUGUGGGAGAAAAUGGAGAAGUCAUUAUGCGCUCCAAUCGCGAAACUAUUGAUGACUCUGCUAGGCAGACCUUAACACAAGAGGAGAUUGAGACUUUAAAAAGAGAUGGUGCCGCUGCAGGAAAAGACCUCAUUGCUAAACUAAUGCUAUCACAUACUGCCCUCGACGAAAAGACAGCUUUCUCAUUAGCAAAAUACAAGCUGUUGAAGACUAGGAAAUACUUAAGACAAUUUACAAUAUUACCAAUGGAUGUGGCAAUGAUGGAUUACUGGAUGAUGAAAGAGAAAGAUGCUAGCAAGAUCAUGGAAUUCAGGGACGAAAUGCUCGCGUUGGCUGGAAGUUGGGCGAAUGUACAUUUCUCCGAGGAUCCAGAGAAUGAACACACAGACGCCCUCAAUACAAGUGGUGGAGGUCGAUUGUUGGUAGUAGACGAGACUGGGGGCUUACUAGUUGCAGCUAUGGCCGAGAGAAUGGGCCUGUUAUACCCGGAAGAAGACCAGGAUCUACCCACGGAAUUCACAGGCGCAGUGGAGGAAGCUCAAGCUGAUAAAGAACCAGCUCCACGGCACCAGUCUGAUCGUCAAUAUCGUCCUUAUGCCAACACCAAUACGUUAACUUUAAUACACACCAACUCUCAACCCAAUCUUUCACUACUAAAAUAUUUCAAUUUUAAUAUUGAUAGUCCUGCAGCAUCGCACCCACUGACUAAACGACUCCUGCCCAUAUCUUGGUUACAACUUAUCUCGCCGGAAAGUGAUAGCUUGUACUCUUCCCCACCCCCUUCGGCAACACCAGAGGAAUUGUCGAAAUGGAGUUCAGGAAAACGAGGAACUCAUUUUCGAAAGAAGCGUCGCUGGGAGAGAAUUAGACACAUUAUCUCAACUACCCAACACGGCGAUUUCACAGGUUUAGUAGUAGCUUCCAAUAUGGAUCCUAUAUCCAUCAUUCGCCGCACCAUUCACCUCCUUCGACCCAGCGCUACCAUUGCCAUCUAUUCGCCCACCAUUGAGCCCCUAGUCGCUUUAGCAGAUCUAUAUAGCACAAGCAGAAGAACCGCAUUCAUCCAAGCACCCCCAGAAGAGUUAAAGGGACUAUCACAGGCUGAAAUAGCAACAUGGCAGGGAAACGAAGAUUUCCCCCUCAAUCCCUCGCUUAUCUUGAAUGCAUCAGUACAAAGCUGCAGAAAACGUGAAUGGCAAGUUUUGCCGGGGAGGACACAUCCAUUGAUGACGAGUAGAGGUGGUGCCGAGGGAUAUUUGUUUACGGGCACAAGAGUCGUACCUGCGGAAGGAAAAGUAGAAGCUAGAGGAAAGUUCGCAAAGAGAACGAAGGUUGUUGAUGGGGGAGUGGGAGCAAGUAAGAGGGCGACGGACGAUACUCAAGAGAUUGCAAAUAAGAAAAUAAAAUUGGAGACAGAAAGUUUAAAUGUCCAGACAGAUAGAAAGUCGGAUAUAGAUAUGGAGAUAUAG
Sclerotinia sclerotiorum 1980 UF-70 is the source of this 1785-nucleotide messenger RNA. RefSeq lists its product as hypothetical. The record is from RefSeq and is a predicted model, not a curated record. Gene Ontology annotation, cellular component: nucleus; tRNA (m1A) methyltransferase complex. Gene Ontology annotation, biological process: tRNA methylation. The transcript is spliced from 2 exons. Bases 1 to 1785 code for a protein of 594 amino acids. Lineage: Eukaryota; Fungi; Ascomycota; Leotiomycetes; Helotiales; Sclerotiniaceae.